This is a messenger RNA of Mercurialis annua (annual mercury), 5656 nucleotides long. Its product is annotated as protein STABILIZED1. Bases 101 to 3196 code for a protein of 1031 amino acids. The record is from RefSeq and is a predicted model, not a curated record. NCBI's taxonomy places the organism in Eukaryota, Viridiplantae, Streptophyta, Magnoliopsida, Malpighiales, Euphorbiaceae. Gene Ontology annotation, biological process: positive regulation of miRNA metabolic process; gene silencing by siRNA-directed DNA methylation; mRNA splicing, via spliceosome. Gene Ontology annotation, cellular component: catalytic step 2 spliceosome; U4/U6 x U5 tri-snRNP complex. The transcript has 2 exons. Gene Ontology annotation, molecular function: protein binding.
UAAGUAUUUUCAAUUAGUUUCAUAUAAAUUAUCACCGCCUAAUUGAAACUCGUAUAAGACGAACACUCUUCGAAUUGCAGAUCAUCAAAAUUCAAUCACAAUGGUUUUCAUAAAAUCCCCAAAUAACAAAACUCUCUCUCUCAAUCUAAACCCUAACGCCACCACUCUCUCCCUCCUCAAACACCACAUUCAAUCCCACACCCAAAUCCCAAUUUCCCACCAAUUCUUCUUAAACCCAUCACUCAAUUUCAAUUCCACCUCCAAAUAUGCACAAAAUUUCGAAUCUUGUUCACUAUCUCAUCUGGGUAUCACCAAUUACUCAACUUUAACUCUUUAUAUCCCCUUCCACGGCGGCACCCAGCCUCCGCCGCCGCCAAAGCCACGCCUUGAGUUUCUUAAUUCUAAGCCCCCGGCUAACUAUGUUGCGGGUUUGGGCCGUGGGGCGACUGGGUUUACUACCCGGUCGGAUAUUGGUCCGGCUAGGGCUGCUCCUGAUCUUCCUGAUAAGUCUGCUAUGGCUAUUGGGGCCGCUCCGGGUGGGCCCGCUGGCGCGGGGGUUGGUAGAGGAAGAGGGAAAGGCGGUGAUGACGAGGAAGAGGAUGAGGGGGAGGAUAAGGGUUAUGAUGAGAAUCAGAAAUUUGAUGAGUUUGAAGGGAAUGAUGUGGGUUUGUUUGCUUCGGCUGAGUAUGAUGAGGAUGAUAAGGAAGCGGAUGCUGUUUGGGAAGCAAUUGAUAAGAGAAUGGAUUCCAGGAGAAAGGAUAGGAGAGAGGCUAGAUUGAAGGAGGAGAUUGAGAAGUAUCGAGCUUCGAAUCCGAAGAUCACCGAGCAAUUUGCGGAUUUGAAGAGGAAGUUGCAUACUCUAUCCGCUGAAGAAUGGGAUAGUAUUCCUGACAUUGGUGAUUAUUCUUUGAGGAAUAAGAAGAAAAGAUUUGAGAGCUUUGUGCCUGUUCCUGAUACCCUUCUUGAAAAAGCUAGGCAAGAGAAGGAACAUGUUACUGCUUUGGAUCCUAAGAGUAGGUCUGCUGGUGGGACCGAGACUCCUUGGUCGCAAACACCGGUUACUGAUCUUACUGCUGUUGGUGAAGGAAGGGGUACAGUGUUGUCGUUGAAGUUGGAUAGGUUAUCGGAUUCAGUCUCGGGGCUGACUGUGGUUGAUCCUAAAGGUUAUCUGACUGAUUUGAAGAGUAUGAAGAUUACUAGUGAUGCUGAGAUUUCGGAUAUUAAAAAGGCUAGGUUGCUGUUGAAGAGUGUUACUCAGACUAAUCCGAAACAUCCUCCUGGCUGGAUUGCUGCUGCAAGGUUGGAAGAGGUAGCUGGAAAAAUUCAGGCGGCUAGGCUAUUGAUGCAAAAGGGAUGUGAAGAGUGCCCUACCAAUGAGGAUGUUUGGAUAGAGGCAUGCAGGUUGGCUAGUCCUGAUGAAGCCAAAGCAGUUAUAGCCAAGGGAGUGAAGUGCAUACCUAAUUCUGUCAAGUUGUGGUUACAGGCUGCAAAAUUGGAACAUGAUGAUGUGAAUAAGAGUAGGGUUUUGAGGAAGGGUUUGGAGAAUAUUCCUGAUUCGGUUAGGUUAUGGAAAGCUGUUGUCGAAUUGGCUAACGAGGAGGAUGCUAGAAUACUACUCCAUAGAGCAGUGGAAUGCUGUCCUUUGCAUGUUGAGUUGUGGUUGGCAUUGGCAAGACUGGAGACAUAUGAUAAUGCAAAGAAGGUGUUGAAUAGGGCUAGGGAAAGGUUGUCUAAAGAACCAGCGAUAUGGAUAACUGCUGCCAAGUUGGAGGAGGCAAAUGGCAAUACGACUAUGGUGGGAAAAAUUAUUGAGAGAGGUAUCAGAACUUUGCAGAGAGAAGGGUUGGAGAUUGAUAGGGAGGCAUGGAUGAAGGAGGCUGAGGCAGCUGAAAGGGCAGGUUCUGUGGUGACUUGUCAAGCAAUUAUCAAAAAUACAUUAGGGAUUGGAGUGGAGGAAGAGGAUAGGAAGAGAACAUGGGUGGCUGAUGCUGAGGAGUGUAAGAAGAGGGGAUCUAUUGAGACUGCUAGAGCUAUCUAUGCCCAUGCACUAACUGUGUUUUUGACUAAGAAGAGCAUUUGGCUCAAAGCCGCACAGCUUGAAAAGAGUCAUGGGACUAGGGAGUCUCUUGAUGCUCUGCUACGGAAGGCUGUUACUUAUAGGCCGCAAGCUGAAGUUUUGUGGCUUAUGGGUGCUAAAGAAAAAUGGCUUGCUGGUGAUGUGCCUGCUGCUAGGGCUAUUCUCCAAGAAGCUUAUGCUGCUAUACCAAACUCUGAAGAAAUUUGGCUUGCUGCUUUUAAGCUUGAAUUUGAGAACCAUGAGCCUGAAAGGGCCAGAAUGCUGCUUGCUAAGGCAAGAGAAAGGGGUGGUACAGAAAGAGUAUGGAUGAAAUCUGCCAUUGUUGAAAGAGAGCUGGUUAAUAUUGAGGAGGAGAGGAGAUUGCUGGAUGAAGGGCUGAAACGUUUCCCUUCAUUCUUUAAGCUGUGGUUGAUGCUCGGGCAGCUCGAGGAACGGCUUGUUCGUUUGGAUAAAGCGAAGGAAGUUUAUGAGUCAGGUUUGAAGCAUUGUCCAAGUUGUAUACACCUUUGGCUUGCUCUUGCCAAUCUUGACGAGAGAAUGAAUGGGCUGAGUAAAGCUCGUGCUGUACUCACCAUGGCAAGGAAGAAAAAUGCUCAAAAUCCUGAACUCUGGCUUGCUGCUGUCCGUUCUGAAUCAAGGCAUGGAAAUAAGAAGGAAGCUGAUAUACUGAUGGCGAAGGCAUUGCAGGAGUGUCCUAACAGUGGCAUAUUGUGGGCAGCAUCAAUUGAAAUGGCUCCCCGUCCUCAACGCAAAAGCAAGAGCAUGGAUGCCCUCAAGAAAUGUGAUCACGAUCCCUAUGUUAUUGCCGCCGUGGCCAAGUUAUUUUGGCUUGAUAGGAAGGUUGACAAAGCUAGAGUUUGGUUGAACAGGGCAGUCACUCUCGCACCAGACAUUGGUGAUUUUUGGGCUUUGUAUUAUAAAUUUGAACUUCAGCAUGGAACUGAGGAAAACCAGAAGGAUGUAAUAAAGAGGUGUACUGCUGCAGAACCAAAGCAUGGUGAAAAAUGGCAAGCAAUUUCAAAGGCUGUUGAGAAUGCUCACCAGCAAACUGAAGCCAUCCUCAAGAAAGUGGUGAUUGCACUCGGAAAGGAAGAGAAUGCUGCUGAAAACAAACAUUAGUUGCUUAUGCAAUAUUAACGCGUGGCGGAAGAUUGAAAAGUGCAGUGCCUGCUUUGAUUGCAGAUGCAGUGAAUGUCUUCAAGAUGGUUAGUACACCUCCUCAUCCAUGAAGCUUGUUAAUAUAUGCAGACAAGCUUGUGGAGAAAUUUAGUUGCUUUCUUUAGAUGCUAUAACAUAGUUGAGGGGUCAUUUUAUUGUGAAACUUGUAAAGCUCUAUUGCUUUGAGGUACUGCUAGUGAGUUUGGAAUCUUUAGUUUAUAUGAUCUUUGGGAUUUCAAAUCACCAGAGUAUUUCUCAGAAUCUGCCCACGGAAAUCUGUAUUUUAAUGAUCCUGGAACCUUACAGUUGUUACGUUUCACUGUUUUGUACUGAAUUCAUUUACGUUAUGGCACAUCAAAUAUUUGCUAAAACUGAUUUGACUACUAAGACCCUCGUCAUUGGGAAACACAUGGCAUUUGCAAAAAUUAAAGUGUUAUUUUGUAUGCAGACUAUUUCUAGUGUAGAUCUAAAUAAUAUCUGCAUUUACAAGAACACGAAACAUGAUAUAGAAAACCCUUUUUGGACCAGAUGUUCAUAGUUCCUCUUGGUGCAUUUUUAGAUUGUGCAAUUAUCUUGCAGUGCCUAGCUAUCCAAUCCUACUAGCUUCUCACUUAUCUCCCAUAGCUUUUGAGCUUUCUCUGUAUUACUGGCUUCUUUCGACAGCUGGUUUUCAAAAGAAGACGAGUACUGAUUCCAGCUCCAGUAAACACCUGAUUUUGCAAGAGUUGGAUCAAUCACAACCUGAGACACAGAAUCAGAGAUUAGUUUGUACUUAAUGUAUCAUUUUUAAAGUGCAUGCUGGUUCAAAUGGUUUGAUCAACAGACCUGCGCUAGUCUUUUACCGGCUACUUCUUCUGAAACGUAUCCUUUGGUUAUAUACUUUUGGAAUGGUGGAAAUAGAAGCCUGAACAAGGGGAUGUGCUCUCUGAACAAGCCUGUUUCAGCAAUACAACCAGGGUAGAGAGAAGCAAAGGUAAUUCCCGUCUCUUCAUGGUACCGCCUGUGGAAUUCUUGCAUUGUCAGCAUGUUGCAUACUUUGCUGUCUUUGUAGGCUUUUGCACCAUCAAAAUCUCCACCAUCUAUCAUUGAUGAGCUGUUCAGUCCAUUUAGGCCACCCACGAGACCUCUUAGAUCUCCAAGGUUUGCCUUUGGGGGUACAUUCCCUGCCAAUGUGUUGUCGUUUCCUGCAAUUACAUGUUUGAAACAGCACGGUCAGAAUACUGAUCUUAUUUUCUGCAUUUUAGGGAUCGUCAAGUUUAUUCUUUCAAGACCUUCGGAUAUUGUUAAUAAAUAUUUGAUUUCAUUAUGCAUUCUGAUAGAAAAUCUUAAUAUUUUAGCUGCAUUAAUAUGCAAGGGUACCUGUUAUGGAGCCAACGAUGAUGAGCCUUUUGGAUGGGUGGUCAGAUUUCUUCAAAUCCUCGAGCAGAAGGCGUGCCAGUAGAAAGUGACCAAGAUGGUUAGUCCCAACACUCAGUUCAAAACCUUCAGCUGUGAAAGUAGGCUCCUUCGCUGUGGGUAGAUAGAUAGCAGCAUUGCACACCACCACAUCACACGGCAUGCCUGACCGACGGAAGCUAUCUACAAAUUGGCGGACGCUCUCAAGGGACGCAAGAUCAAGAUGCAUAACAGUGUAGUUUUCUUUAGGAAUGCCAAUUGACUUAGCUGCCCUCUCAGCUUUCAAGAAAUUUCUACAAGCCAUAAUCACAUUCCAUUGCCCCGUCUCUGCCAAAGCCUUGGCUGUAGCCAGCCCCAAACCGGAAGAUGCUCCCGUAAUAAUAACAUUACCCUUUCUCAACGUUUUCUUUGUUUCUGGUACCGACUCGUUAAUUGCUGGAGAUGUGGUAGCAGUCUGUGCUCGGAUAGUUCCGGUGGACAACGCACUACAUCUUCUCAGUUGCUGCAUGGGUAACACCGAUUGAACGCGUAAAUAGAAUGCAGGUGACUAUUCUAUAACUCAAGUUUUGAAAUGUAGCGUAAGAAUUACCUUGAGGUGAUUCGGAAGUGAAAAUGAAACUCCGAAAAAACCCGUCUCCUUGAGAGAAGCAUUGUACUUAACCUGUGAACAGAACACACUUGAACUGAAUCAGAUGAUGAGGAAGAAGAUAAUACAGCAAAAAAACAGAGUUUAAAAUAAAAGAAGUUACCUGUUUGUGGAUAGAAGAAGGAAGAAUAGAGGAGGGUGCUUGGAGAGCCAUGGAGCCAACCAAAUAAUUGUUUGAAUGAAGAAGAAAAGAUAAUGUUUUUAUUGGGUUUCUCUUAUCCAAUCAUAUCUCCACCUUCAGAUUCUUAAAUGAACCUUUUGAUUGGUUUUGUGGAUAAUAUCGCCAUCUACAUUCUUCUACCUUCUCUUGGGUUUUUAAUUUGAAAUUUAUUUAAACUAGAUAAAUUAUUCAUUCUUAAUUAUUUGUUUAUUUUUGAAAA